Phyllostomus hastatus (greater spear-nosed bat) is the source of this 5390-nucleotide messenger RNA. It is a transcript of the gene BACH1, whose product is annotated as BTB domain and CNC homolog 1. NCBI's taxonomy places the organism in Eukaryota, Metazoa, Chordata, Mammalia, Chiroptera, Phyllostomidae. The record is from RefSeq and is a predicted model, not a curated record. The coding region runs from base 175 to 2430 and encodes 751 amino acids. Gene Ontology annotation, molecular function: DNA-binding transcription factor activity, RNA polymerase II-specific; protein binding; RNA polymerase II cis-regulatory region sequence-specific DNA binding. Gene Ontology annotation, biological process: regulation of transcription by RNA polymerase II. The transcript is spliced from 5 exons.
CGGAGCGGAGGGGAGGGAGCGGGCGGCCGGCCUCCGGGAGGCGGUGAGUCACCUGACCGCUGCCCGCCCGGCUCGCUGGCUGCAGUCGGUCGGGCCGCGCCGCGCCUCGGCUCUGGUCGACGGCGGCGAGGAGAAUGCGCUCACUGGGCCUCCCGGCGCCGCGAGGGACGCAGGAUGUCGCUGAGCGAGGGCGCGGCCUUCGCCUAUGAGUCCUCCGUGCACAGCACCAACGUGCUGCUGGGCCUGGACGAGCAGCGGAAGAGGGGCCUGCUGUGCGACGCCACCGUGCUGGUGCAGGGCCGGCCCUUCCGCGCCCACCGCUCCGUGCUGGCCGCCUGCAGCAGCUACUUCCACGCCAGGGUCGUGGGCCAGGCCGACGCCACGGAGCUCCGCAUCUCCCUUCCGGAAGAGGUGACGGUUAAAGGGUUCGAGCCGUUACUCCAGUUUGCCUACACGGCUCGGCUGCUGCUCAGCAAGGACAAUGUGGACGAGGUGUGCAGGUGCGUGGACCUUCUAGGUGUGCACGACAUCGAGGAGUCCUGCUUUCAGUUCCUCAAAUUUAAGUCUCUGGACCCGUCUGCAGAGCAGCAGGAAUGCCCAAGGCAAAAGUGCUUCCCGCCGCACUGUCAGAACGCAGACCUCAAAUUUUCACUUCUGGACCGGAGGGACGCAGACAUUGAUGAGGUGGAGGAGUUUUGGAGACACAAGAAUGCUCCGGCUCCCCAGUGCCAGCUGCCUGAACGUCAAGGAGACAGAAAGACGCCGCCCCCGCUGCAGGACGGCGCCGGCCAGACGUGGGAGGCCAUGUGCCUAGGGAAGGACGCUGCUCUGGCUCUGCCGUCCUUGUGCCCCAAGUACAGAAAGUUCCAGAAGGCAUUUGGGACGGACAGAGUCCACCCCGUGGAGCCCGGGUUCGGAGACGUGCACGGGUCCCUGCAGCCGGGCGAGACGCCCGAGGGUGAGUGUGCGGGGGGCUCCCGGGGCUGUGCAGGCCCGCCGGCGGCUCUGAAAUGUGAAGAAGGCGGGACGGCCAUGGAGCGAGCAGACGCCGAGGGAGACCCUGCCCCUCCGUGCCCCCCAGGAGCGGCCGACGCGGCCCCCCUCCCCCACAGCUCCUGCGCGGACGCCGCUUCCCCCGGGCUCUACUCGCUGCCCCUCCUGCACACCUACGGCCCGUACGGCGACCUGAGCUUCGCCGGCGCGCAGGGCCCGGUGGCGCUGGCAGAGAAGCCUGAGUCCGGCCCGGACUCCGGAGGAGAGAGGGCCUGCGCCGAGGGCCAGGAGGCGCACCUGGAACCCGACGCGGGCCCCGGGGAAGAGAGCGGCCUUGCCCGGAGCAGCGUGGAGCGGGAGGUGGCUGAGCACCUGGCCAAGGGCUUCUGGACCGACGUCUGCGGCCUGGCCGCUCCCCGCCCCGCGCAGGCGCACCCCGGCGCGGCCAGGGCCGGCGCGGAGCAGGCCCCCGCCCAGAGGCGGUCGGAGUGCCCCUGGCUGGGCAUCCGGAUCAGCGAGAGCCCAGAGCCGGGUCAGAGGACUUUCGCCACGCUGAGCCCCGUCAGCUGCCCCUUCAUGAGCACUCUGGGUGCCGAGGGCCGGCCCGGCCGCGCGGACCUCGGCACCGACGGUUACGCCUCCGAGCCCCAGCAGGGGCCCUGCCCCUACGCGUGCGUGAUCACCCUGGGCGACGACUCGGAGACAGACACCGAAGGGGACAGUGAGCCCUGCUCCGCCCGGGAGCAGGAGUGCGAGGUGAAGCUGCCGUUUAACGCGCAGCGGAUAAUCUCGCUCUCCCGCAACGACUUCCAGUCCUUGCUGAAGAUGCACAAGCUGACGCCCGAGCAGCUGGACUGCAUCCACGACAUCCGCAGGCGGAGCAAGAACAGGAUCGCCGCCCAGCGCUGCCGCAAGCGGAAGCUCGACUGCAUCCAGAACCUGGAGUCGGAGAUCGAGAAGCUGCAAAGCGAGAAGGAGAGCCUGCUGAAGGAGCGGGACCACAUCUUGUCGACGCUGGGCGAGACGAAGCAGAACCUGACGGGCCUCUGCCAGCAAGUCUGCAAGGAAGCCGCGCUGAGCCAGGAGCAGAUACAGAUCCUCGCCAAGUACUCGGCCUCCGACUGCCCCCUGUCCUUUCUCGUUUCUGAGAAAGGAAGGAGUGCGUCUGAUGGUGCUGCCGCGUUUCCCCCAAGUCUGAGUGUCCUCGAGGGCCCUGCAGCUGCGCCGCCCGCGGGGGAGGGAGGCCCCAGCGGCCCCAGUGGCCCCAGCGGCCCCGGCGGGAAGGGCAGCGCGGCCGCCUGCACGCUGGGCCAGGAGCCAGGGCCGCCUCCCCAGGCGGCCCGCGAGCCUGCCGGGCGCACGGAGCCGUGCCGGCCGGGGGCAGGCCUGGCGGACGUGUGUCAGCAGAUGACGGACAAGUGCACCACCGACGAGUGAGCGCGCGCCCCCUGCCCUCGAGCCGCCGAGUCUCCUGCCGAAGUUCCGGCAUUGGCCUUGGAACCCGGUACAGGCACUUGUCUCCUAGCAGCGCUGCCCCUCCCCGGGUCGUUGGCGGGCCGGGGGUUCCCGAGCCGUCAGCCCCGGCGUGUUCUCAGCGCCACGGGAGCCGUAGGGGCCACGUGCUCCUGCACCCCGAAAAGUCGCCUGUGAGAACGCAGCGGCGACGGCUCUCAGUGGCAGCUCCUUCCCGCGCUCAGAACAGAGACGCGAACGGGCUCCUGUCGGACAGUGAGACGCCGCGAGGCCUCUGCCCGCGGGCAGACCCGCUGGAGAGGCAGCCGGGCGAGGGGGGCCCACUGGUCUCCGCAGCGUUCCGACGCGAGCGGGGACGUGUCCCCGGCGGAGGAGGAGGGCCAGAGAUCUGCUCGGAAGGGGUGCCCGCUACCCGGGGUGUUCGGGUGGGGCGGUUCGCUCUUCAGGCUCCACCAAAUCAGGGAGUGGGCGGCCCGCCCGCCCGGGGCCCUGAGCCACACGGAACUCGGGGGAACAGGCAGGCGGGCGGCCUGGGGCAGCGGCGCCUGCUGCGUGUCUGUGUCGACGGUAGAGGCCCUGGGAAGCUUCAUGCCCCCUCUUUCUCUUCAGUCUCCCACGUCUGGGUCCACCGGGGUCUGGGUUUCCCGGCGCCCUGUCCCUGUGCAGGAGGAAGUGGGGCUGGGGUGCAGGGCCCGAGUGCGCGCCGACCCGGCCGCCGUGGGCUCCCAGGAUGCCCGAGAGCCAGGCGCCGGGGCGGCGGCCACCACCUGUCCUCCCAGGUGAGGUCCGAGGGCUCGCCUGUAAGCAGCGUCGUUCUGGGUGACAGUGCCUCUGGCACAGCCGUGUGGGUCUGUGAGACGGGAAGACACUCGGCCCUGUCUCACGGGGGGCUUGCAGGUGGACCCCAGCCGAGGCCUGCUCUGGCCCCCGGGGCGGGUGGGUCCGGGCGCACAGGCCGUGUUGCCUCGGGCAUUUCAGGGCGCCCUCCGUGUGCACCCAGCCCUGCUCUGAGGCGCUGCUUCUCGCCCGAGGGCUCGCCCCGUGACGCUUCGCGGUGCUUCUGGGGCGGCCGGGGGUUAGACUUGCUGGAGAGUCGGUGAGAGCCGUGGACCGCCGGCUUCCUGCCGUUGGAAGGACUGCGUGUGUCCUCGCACAGAUUCCUGUGCGGAGCCCAGUGUUAAAGGGUGCAGGGGAGUCAUUUAUGGUGUUGGGGCCAGAAAGCACCUCCCCAACACGAGGCACCCAAGGGGCUUCCCCGAGGGCGGCUGGGUGCGGCAGAGGGCCAGGCGGCCCGUGCGGGCCUGAGCCUGUGGGGACCCCCCGGCACGCUUCCGAGUCCUCUGUCAGAUGUCACCCUUUUGGGGGGGGGGUUAGGUGGCAUCCCAGUGCAUUCUCAGUGGUCUGGCGUCAUCGCUGGUAUCGGCCUAGCUGCUCCGAGAGAGAACUAGCUGGGCUUGUCCGUACUCCAGAGGCUUCUGUAAACACACUCAGGAGUGUGUCGGGGGGAGCAGCGCCGUGUGACGCACGCCCACCCCACGAAGUGUGCACACACACACCCCACGUACCUGUUCCUGCGAUGCUUGUCAUUUUAAGGUUUAGCUUCAAAACCCAACGUGGAAACGUCUCUGGUUUACAGGACGUAACCCUCACACCAGCCAGGGAGCCCUCGAUUCCUACCUCAGCGGCACUCGCACCCGCGCGGGCGCCCCGCCUGCCCGUGCGCACGGCCCCGAAAGCUCCUUUCCCCUCCGGCGGCCAGGCCUGCUCGUCUCCAGAGUCGAAACGUGGCUUGUCAGGCGUCUCGUGUGAAUUUAUCUCCGCACACGAGCAGCGUAGCAUUAGGGGUUUAUUCCGGCGGCAUUCUGACGACAGGCCAAGUGGAGUGUUUCGUGCAGCGCGGCGCUGUGUCCGCAGCCAGCAUGCAACACCAGCAACCACGCUACCUCACUCCUCCACGGUCUGCGCUCGCAGAGGGGCGGGCGGGCGGGCGGGCGGGCGGCAGCGGGGCCCCUCUGUCUCGGGCUGUCGGGUGGAGACCCUCUGUCUGCUGCAUACCCUCACACACCUAUGCCUCGCUACCUUCUCAGCAAGACUUUCGUAAUGAUCAGUUUUCAGUUGACUAUUUUGGGGGUGUGGAAGACAAGUGACGGGACCGUGUGCACGCAGUGUGCCUCUCCUUCACGCGGAGCUCCGGAAGGCUUGUUCCCGGUCGGCGGGCGUCCCGUCCGGGCCGUUGCCCCCGUGUAAACCGGCCUUCCCGACGUCUCCCAGCCUCCCGGCGCCCGCGUGUCCGCCUCGUCACCGUGCACCCGCAGCGCUGGCUCGUGCUUAGCUCGUCCCGUGCGAGCAGACGUGGGCGCAAGCCCCGAUGCCCGUUCGUGGCGCCUGACCACGGUGUGCGGGCGGCCGGCGUCCAGCCAGCCGGCUCGGAGCGAGGAGGCAAAGGUGUGGGCGGGCGGCCGGGCCGGGCCGGGCCGCAGGCGGACACUCGGCCACACCGACAACUCCGGAGGAAAGUCAGACGACGGCAAUGUUGUCAUGAAGUCUCAGGUGAACUCUUCUCAGUUACAGAACAUCUAUUUUGAAUUUGUAAAUAUUUUAAGUGUUUUAUUAGGCAUGUAAUAAACUAUUCUUUGAAACCUGUCAGGUAAAUGAAAAUUUAAAGCCGUAAUGGCAUACUUAUUGUAAAUAAACAUCUGUUGAUUUUUUGUAUCUUUCUUAAUAUAAUUUUCUAACAAUGCAAUAAAACCACUAAAUUUAUAUAUCCAUGUUGUAUUAAGGUCAUGGUUCAUUAAAAGUAAACAUUCAUAGUAUUUAAUUUAUAUUUCCUCCCUCAUGUGCUCAUCCAAGUGUAGCAAAAUGACGACUGUUGGAUGUUGGCGAUGAAUCAACAGUUAAAUAAAACUCCUUGAAACUGCUGCUGA